CGCUGCCCACCCCGCCCGCACCACCCUCCUCGCUGCCUGUACCGCUGCCUGCUCCUGCCCUGCCCGCAUCCCCGCUUCCACAGCCUGAACACCGCCCUCGCUGCCUGUCCGCUGCCCAUCCCACCGCUCCCUGCCCGGACAUCCCCCCCCUUUCUGUCCGUCCCCCCCCGUCCCUGCCCGCCCCCCGAUGCCGGCCCCGCGCCGCUGCCCGCCCUGGGCCAUGCAAUUCUUCUCGUACGAGACGCCCAAGUCGGUGGUGGUGAGGAGCUGGGUGGUGGGCGCCACGCACCGCGCCGUGCAGCUCCUCAUCCUCGCCUACUUCAUCGGCUGGGUGUUCCUCCACGAGAAAGCCUACCAGGUGCGGGACACCGUCAUCGAGUCCUCGGUGGUCACCAAGGUGAAGGGCAUCGGGCGCUACGCGGGGCGCGUGCUGGACACGGCCGACUACGUGACCCCCCCCCAGGGCACCUCCGUGUUCGUGGUGGUCACCAAGCAGAUCCUGACGGAGCAGCAGGCGCAGGGGCUGUGCCCCGAGAGCGAAGCCGCGUUCCGGUGCCGCAGCGACCGCGACUGCCGGGACAGGAGCCCCAGCAGCGGCAGCGGGCUGCUCACCGGCCGGUGCGUGCCCUACAACGAGACCCUGCGCACCUGCGAGAUCCGGGGCUGGUGCCCGCCCGAGGUGGACACGGUGGACGUCCCCCUCAUGCUGGAGGCCGAGAACUUCACCCUCUUCAUCAAGAACAGCAUCCGCUUCCCGCUCUUUGGCUUCGAGAAGGCCAACCUCCCCCCGCCCGGCGCCGUGCCCGGGGGGGACCUGGGGCGCUGCCGCUUCCACCCCCAGCUCCAACCGCUCUGCCCCAUCCUGCGCCUCGGGGACGUGGUGCGGCUCGCGGGGCAGGACUUCCGCACGCUGGCAGCCACCGGGGGGGUGCUGGCCAUCAAGAUCGGGUGGGUUUGCGACCUGGACCAGGGCGGGGAGCGCUGCCUGCCCCGCUACUCCUUCACCCGCCUGGACGGGCUCUCCCACGCCAUCGGCUACAACUUCAGGCACGCCCGGUACCACCGCUGCCAGGACGGCCCCGAGCGCCGCACCCUCACCAAAGCCUUCGGCAUCCGCUUCGAUGUGCUGGUGUACGGCCACGCAGGGAAGUUCGGCAUCGUCCCCACCCUCAUCAACGCGGUGGCCGCGUUCACCUCCAUCGGGGUGGGCACGGUGCUGUGCGACAUCAUCCUGCUCAACUUCCUGAAGGGAGCCGAGCACUACAAGGCCCGCAAGUUCGAGGAGGUGCCAGAGGUGGAUGUGGCAUCGUCCCCUGGCAGCCCCACGGCGCCGGGCCCCGGGGAGCUCGGCCUCUGCCCCCGGGACAAGCAAUCCACGGACUCGGGCACCUUCUCCCUUGGCCACUAGCGCCGGGCACAGGGAUGGGGGGGGACCCUGGGCUCCGGGGCAGUCCCAUAGGGGCCACCCAAGGCUUGCACCGGGGCCACGGUGCCCAGGGCUCAUUGGGACCCCCCAGAGGCUCCAACCGCUCCUCCUGACCCCGGUGCCCACCCUGGGUGCCCCAGCCCUGUCCCUGUGUCCCAGUGCCCAUCACUGCACGUCCCAGCCCUGCCCAUGUCCCCACGUGCCCCAAGCCCUGAGGUGCCACAUUCCCAUCCCCCCCCCCCAUGCCCAGGUCCCUGCAGCUCCCACAUCUCCACCCAGGGUGGCCGGGGGGGCUGGGGCUGCUUCCUGGGGCAAUGGGUGCUGCU
Messenger RNA from Neopsephotus bourkii (Bourke's parrot), 1752 nucleotides. It is a transcript of the gene P2RX3, whose product is annotated as purinergic receptor P2X 3. NCBI's taxonomy places the organism in Eukaryota, Metazoa, Chordata, Aves, Psittaciformes, Psittacidae. Gene Ontology annotation, molecular function: purinergic nucleotide receptor activity; ATP binding; extracellularly ATP-gated monoatomic cation channel activity. Gene Ontology annotation, biological process: monoatomic cation transmembrane transport; response to ATP. Gene Ontology annotation, cellular component: plasma membrane; nuclear inner membrane. The transcript has 12 exons. The coding region runs from base 188 to 1408 and encodes 406 amino acids. The record is from RefSeq and is a predicted model, not a curated record.